AUGCAAGUACAUCGCACGCGAAUACUGACGAAGAUCCUGAGUUCUCAAACACCUUUAAAAUGGUUUCCCAGUCUUAGCGAGUAUUGUCGAGAGCUCACGGCACUAGCAAGUGGCUGGAAGCUCGUCGGCGACGUUACGCAGGCUCGUUUAACGUUAGGUAAGUGCUGUGAAGUGACUCGGCGCCAUCUCAAAGUGCCUUUCGCCAAAACUGCUCCCGCCGAAAAUGUCGACAGCCAAGCACUACGAUCCGCCGCCAGAAUAGCGAAAAAACUGUUGCUCAACUGCCGCCGGCUCGCGUGUUAUCCUCUCUUAGCAAGGAUCUCUGGACAUUGUUUUUAG
This is a messenger RNA of Phytophthora infestans T30-4, 339 nucleotides long. RefSeq lists its product as uncharacterized. Bases 1 to 339 code for a protein of 112 amino acids. The transcript is spliced from 4 exons. The record is from RefSeq and is a predicted model, not a curated record. NCBI's taxonomy places the organism in Eukaryota, Oomycota, Peronosporomycetes, Peronosporales, Peronosporaceae.